This is a messenger RNA of Myxozyma melibiosi, 2772 nucleotides long. Its product is annotated as P-loop containing nucleoside triphosphate hydrolase protein. The record is from RefSeq and is a predicted model, not a curated record. The transcript has 2 exons. Bases 141 to 2474 code for a protein of 777 amino acids. Gene Ontology annotation, biological process: mitochondrial translational elongation. Lineage: Eukaryota; Fungi; Ascomycota; Lipomycetes; Lipomycetales; Lipomycetaceae. Gene Ontology annotation, cellular component: mitochondrion. Gene Ontology annotation, molecular function: translation elongation factor activity; GTPase activity; GTP binding.
GAUAAUUUUUUUGCAAGUUUCGUGUUCGCGUGCAUUUCGAGGUCGCUUUUGCUUUUCUCUAUCUCUCUCGUGUGGUAGAUUUUUGUCGUGCUUCAGAUAGGAGACAAUCCAGGACAAAAACAAUUAUCACACAGAUAGCCAUGAGUGGUUCAUUGCGUGUUCUGCUGCCUGCCGCGAGCAGAACUUUGGCGCGCAGCUCGACUGCCUGUGCGUUGAAGUACUCUGCCGCAGCAGGUCCAGCGAGGUUUGGCAAUGCCUUUCAGUUCAACGCUGUCCGAGGUCUGGCCUCCGAGGCUACUGCUGAAGCUGAGGUUGAGGAGGUCGCGCCUUUGCAGUCUCUGGAGAGCAUUAAGGAAGCUCUCACUCCUGAGGACGCUGCCAGACUGAAGUUAAUGCGGAAUAUUGGUAUCUCGGCUCAUAUCGACUCCGGCAAGACCACCUUCACAGAGCGUGUGCUUUACUAUACCGGACGAAUUAAAGCUAUCCAUGAGGUUCGAGGAAAGGACAAUGUGGGUGCUAAGAUGGACUCUAUGGAUCUCGAGCGUGAGAAGGGUAUUACUAUUCAGUCUGCUGCGACAUACUGUGACUGGGACAAGGUCGAGAACGGAGAGACAAAGAAGUACCACUUCAAUUUGAUUGACACCCCCGGACAUAUCGAUUUCACCAUUGAGGUCGAGCGUGCGCUUCGUGUAUUGGACGGUGCCGUCUUGGUUGUGUGUGCCGUCUCUGGUGUUCAGAGUCAGACCAUCACCGUCGACCGGCAAAUGCGCCGUUACAACGUUCCUCGUAUUACCUUUAUCAACAAGAUGGACCGCAUGGGCGCCAACCCUUGGAAGGCGAUUGAGCAGGUCCAGAAGAAAUUGAAGAUGCCUGCUGCUGCGCUCCAAGUCCCUAUUGGUAUGGAAGACAACCUCGAGGGUGUCGUCGAUAUCAUUGAGAUGAGGGCACUCUACAACGAAGGCUCUCGCGGUGAGGUCAUUACUGAGAAGCCUAUUCCCGAGAAUCUCAAGGACCUUGUCGAAGAGAAGCGUGCUGUUUUGAUUGAAACUUUGGCUGAUGUCGAUGACGAGAUUGCCGAGAUCUACUUGAACGAGGAGACCCCCACCGCGCAGCAGUUAAAGGAUGCUAUCCGCCGCGCUACCAUCUCGUUGAAGUUCACUCCUGUGCUCAUGGGUUCCGCGCUCGCCAACCGCUCUGUCCAGCCUGUUCUUGAUGCCGUGUGCGACUAUCUUCCCAACCCCUCAGAGGUCAGCAACGUCGGUCUUGAUCUGACUAAGAACGAGGCUCCCGUCAGUCUUCCGCCCUACAGUUCGUUGCCGUUUGUUGGUCUUGCUUUCAAGCUUGAAGAAGGCCGUUUCGGUCAGCUCACCUAUCUCCGCGUUUACCAGGGUGUGAUCAAGAAGGGUAUGACCAUCUUCAACACCCGUACCGGCAAGCGAACCAAGCUCGCUCGUCUUGCGCGCAUGCACUCUGACGAGAUGGAGGACGUUGCCGAGGUCCACGCCGGUGAGAUCUGCGCUACUUUUGGCGUCGAGUGCUCGUCUGGCGAUACCUUCAGCGACGGAUCUCUCAAGGUUGCGCUGUCGUCCAUGUUCGUUCCCGAGCCCGUUAUCUCGCUCUCUAUCGCGCCCAAGUCUCGCGAUAACGGUAACUUCUCCAAGGCUUUGAACAGAUUCCAGAAGGAGGAUCCUACUUUCACCGUUAAGUUUGACAAUGAGAGCAAGGAGACCAUUAUUUCCGGAAUGGGCGAGCUUCACUUGGAGAUCUACGUCGAGCGUAUCAAGCGCGAGUACAAUGUCGAGUGUAUUACUGGACAGCCUCAGGUCGCUUACCGCGAGUCGAUUACGGCCCCUGCUGUUUUGAACUAUACCCACAAGAGACAGAGUGGUGGUGCCGGUCAGUUUGCCAAGAUUGUCGGUGAGCUGCUCCCGAUCAAGGACCAGAAUGUGUUUGAGUCCCACGUUGUUGGUGGAAAGAUUUCAGAAAAGUUUUUGGCUGCUGUUGACAAGGGUUUCCAAGAGGCUUGCGAGAAGGGUCCGCUUAUUGGACAUAAGGUUCUCGGAGCUCAUAUGAUUGUGAACGAUGGUCAGACUCAUUUGGUUGAUUCGUCCGAAAUCGCUUUCAGAACUGCUGGUUACUAUGGUUUCCGAGAUUCGUUCAUGAAGGCUAACCCUGUGGUUCUCGAGCCAAUUAUGGAUGUUACGAUUACUGCUCCCAUUGAGUUCCAGGGUGGAAUCAUUGGAUUGAUGAACAAGAAGAAUGCUUUGAUUACCGACACCGAUAUCGGAUCUGAUGAGUUCACUCUCCACGCUGAGUGUUCUUUGAACGAGAUGUUUGGAUUUGCUACCUUGCUGAGAGCCAACACCCAGGGCAAGGGAGAGUUUACUUUGGAAUUCAAGCACUAUGCUCAAGCUUCGCCUAUGCUGCAGAGACAGCUUAUGGCGGAGUUCCAGAAGAAGGAACAGGCAAAGUAAGAGAGUGGACGUCGACCGAGAGAAUAAAAGUUUAUAGCUCUGGCUUAUUUGGUGUAUUAUAUCGUCGACGGAUCAGAGAUAGAACAGUGAGAAGACUAAUGGAAUGGUCCGGGAAUAUUUUGUUUGCUUAUGGGAUAUACGUGUAUUGAUGAACUGUACAGCUUGUUUUUUUGUAAUUUGAGUACCACUCGCCUCUCCCUGAUUCACACAAAAGUACAUAGUUUUCUUUAUUGUUUGUGUGGAGCUCUAGACGUCUAUGAAUAAAUUCUUGAGACAGUAUUAAUAAUUUUAAAGCGGU